AUCACCUACGAAAAAUAUUAAUUGAUAAUCAGAGGAGUAAAAAUGAGGACAUGUCUCACCCUCACGGGUUUCCUUCUGAUUUCAAUGGCCACCAUUUCGGUGGGCCUCCAACCGAUGGGAGCACCUACAAGAAAAUGCGACGCAACAAAUUCGUUCCAGUGUCAAGAUGGCCGAUGCAUACCGAUGUCGUGGCGUUGUGAUGGAGAUAUCGACUGCCAGAAUGAAGAAGAUGAGAAAAAUUGUCCAAUUUCAGAAGUUUGUGGCGCCGAAGAACACAAAUGCGGAGAAGUCAAAUCUGCUCGAUCAUCGUUGGAAAGAUUCAAGUGCAUUCCGAACAAAUGGGUGUGUGAUGGAGAAUUCGACUGUGAAGAUAAAUCGGACGAAUUCCAAUGCAAAAACGUAUCAUGCCAAGAAAAACAGUUUCAAUGUGAAGAACUCUCUGGUGAUUAUAGUUUGUGCAUUCCUGAAACAUGGGUUUGCGAUGGUCAAAGAGACUGUACGAAUGGCAAAGACGAACAGAAUUGCACGUCAAAAACGUCUAAAUGUCCGGAUAACAACUUCCAGUGUAGCAAUGGAAAUUGUAUUUUCAAAAACUGGGUUUGUGAUGGGGAAGAAGAUUGCUCAGAUGGCUCAGAUGAAUUGCUCACUGCUCCAUCCAAUUGUAACCGAACAGUUAAUCAAUGCCCUCCCGGAGAAAUGUGGAAGUGUGGAUCCGGUGAAUGCAUUCCAUCAAGAUGGCGAUGCGACGCAGAAGUCGAUUGCAAAGAUCAUUCCGAUGAGAAGAAUUGUACUGCUAUUCAACACACGUGCAAGUUAGCAGAGGAAUUCGCUUGUAAAGCUUCACACAACUGCAUCAACAAGGCUUUCGUAUGUGAUGGAGAACUUGAUUGUUCCGAUGGAUCCGACGAAGAUGAUUGUGCUGACGUUCGGACCGAGUGUAAAUCCGGAGAGCGUACCUGCCCAGCUUCAUACGGUGCAUAUGGCGCCGAGUCAGGUCACGUUGUGUGUAUUCCUGCAUCGUCAUGGUGCAAUGGAGAAGAGGAUUGUCCAGAUGGUGGUGAUGAGAAAGAAUGUAAUAUGACUGCUCCUGUCACAUGCCAGAAAGGAACCGAAUAUGAAUGUCCAUCUACUCCAUUGCAAUGUAUUGAAAUGUCAAAAUUGUGUGCUAGUGCUCAAUUUGAUUGUGGGGAUGGAAAUAUGUCUGUUUGUAGCCAGAAAAAGAUCAUUGAAAUGUGCAAACCAAGUUCAGAAGGAUGUGUCUGCCGUCCAUCGUUUGUCCGAGGAAAUAAUGUUUGUCACUGUAAAGAUGGUUACAAACUCGAAAACGGACAGUGCAUUGAUAUUAACGAAUGUGAAAUUGCUGGCGUUUGUGAUCAAAUUUGUCUCAAUAUUCCCGGUUCCUAUCGUUGUGCUUGUCAUGCUGGAUAUCAGAUUAGUUUCGGAGAUACUAAAAUUGGAUCAGGAAGAAUUGCUAACAAAUGUCGUGCUAUGGGAGGUGAUCCAUUGGUUCUUCUUACCAACAGACAUACGAUCAGACAAUUUGAUCUUGUCAAUAAAAUGCACUUCCCUGUUUCCAGUAGUCCUGGUUCUGCGGUUGCCAUGGAUUUCCACAUCUUGAACGGGACACUGAUUUGGUCUGACGUGUUGUCAAAGCAAAUUCUGAAAUGUUCGAUUGGAAACGUGUCAAACGCAUUUUUGGGAACCGAUAUGUGCGAUAAGAAGCAUGAAAUCGUUCUCACAGGAGACAAGAUUCAUACUCCAGAUGGACUUGCAGUUGAUUGGGUUCAUGAUCUCCUUUUCUGGACAGAUGGAGGCCUUGAUCAAAUUAAUGUUCUCGAUAUGAAAAAUGGAAAGCAGCGUGUCCUUUAUUCUUCCGACUUGGAAGAACCGAGAGCUAUUGCAGUUGAUCCUGAAGUUGGACUCAUUUUCUGGACUGAUUGGGGAAAGAAGGCGAGAAUCGAAAGAUCUGGAAUGGAUGGACAACAUCGUACUGUUAUUGUUGAGGGAGAUCGUGUUGUAUGGCCGAAUGGAUUGGCUUUGGAUUAUGUUGAUAAGCGUGUCUAUUGGGCUGAUGCCAAGAUCAAGUCAAUCUUCAGUUGUGAUUAUUGGGGCAAAAAUAUCAAGACCGUAUUGCAUUCUCAUCAAUAUCUAAGGCAUCCAUUCUCAAUGGCUGUUUUCGAAGACCGACUCUUCUACACAGAUUGGGAGCAUGAUGGUGUUAUCACUGUUAACAAGUUCACUGGAGCUGAUAUUCGUACUGUUAUGGAUCAAGUGAAGUCUCCAAUGACUGUACGCAUCUACCACAAACAAGCACAACCACUUAUGCAGAACAAGUGUGAAAACUCGGAAUGUGAUCAUCUCUGCCUGCCGAGAGCCGUUUACCGUGAGAAAGAACGUGUUCAUGAAAAAACUUGGCACGACAGACCGUUCUCGUGUGCAUGCGAAGGAACGACUGCUUCUGAUGUUCUGGAAUGUUUCGCUGACUUGGAAACAAAAUCCGGAAUCUCGAUGUUCACGAUUUUCCUUCUUUUAUGUGUUGGUGGAGUUGUGGCCGCUGGAUUUGUGAUUGUUCGUCGGAAGAUGGGACCUCGUACAUUUACCGCUCUCAAUUUUGACAAUCCAAUUUAUCGUCGAACCACCGAAGAAGCUGAUCAUCAGAUGGAAGAUCCAUUCCGUGAUCCUUUUGCUGAACCACGGAAUGGAAGAGGGCGUAACGAUGGAUUACCAACUCUUGCAUCUGCUGACAAUGAAACACGGGCUGACGCAUUGAGCUUCUGAGCCAAUUCGUAUUGUAAAGUAUAUAUUUUCCUAUAAAUUUAUUUGCACCCUUCCCUUAUUGUACAGAUUGCCCAUUUUCUCUUCUCAUUUCAUGUCACUUUUAAAUUGUGUUCUUUCCUUUCUGUUCUUGUGAAAAUUUUAUAUUUUGUUUCAUCAAUUUCCCAUUCUUGAUUUUUCAUGUGCAAUUGACUCAAAUCUGAGAAAUCACUGUGAAGACGUGUAGAUCCAAACUGUGAAAAUUUCCAAAAAUCCUCCAAAUUUUGCGUGUUUAUCUAUUCCGAAUGGUUUGGAUAGUAUUUUGCAUCGAGUCUAGAUUUCAUGUAUUCAUUGCUUUCAUUAUUCUCAUUGCUAUAUCAUUAUUUUCUGUGUGCUCCAUCCAAUUCACCCGGUUAUCGAGCUUUUUCCAAAUGUUUUUAUGUAGUAUUUCCUCGUUUUUUCUACUCUGAAGCUGGUAAUUUUGAGUUUUCCUGACUGUCGACCCCCGAGAACUGAUGCAUAUACCCUUGUCUAUCUGCCCCUUCCCCUCCCCUUCCUCUCAUCAACGGAUUUAUUCAAUAAAUGAUUGUCUUGGU
Caenorhabditis elegans is the source of this 3350-nucleotide messenger RNA. RefSeq names its product EGF-like domain-containing protein (gene gldi-2). Gene Ontology annotation, cellular component: membrane; endomembrane system. Bases 43 to 2778 code for a protein of 911 amino acids. Gene Ontology annotation, molecular function: calcium ion binding. The record is from RefSeq and is marked reviewed. The transcript has 13 exons. Lineage: Eukaryota; Metazoa; Nematoda; Chromadorea; Rhabditida; Rhabditidae.